This is a messenger RNA of Nylanderia fulva, 1866 nucleotides long. RefSeq lists its product as uncharacterized. Lineage: Eukaryota; Metazoa; Arthropoda; Insecta; Hymenoptera; Formicidae. The record is from RefSeq and is a predicted model, not a curated record. Gene Ontology annotation, molecular function: carbohydrate binding; galactoside binding.
GAAACGUCAUCACUGUAAAUAGAAGCGCUAGGAGCGCUCCGUGACUCCGUGAUUCGCUGUGUGCAUCAGUUCAUCAUUAGAAGUCAUUAAAAAUUUAGAAUCGAAGUUGGCUUAGAUCUUAGAUCGUCGAAGCCAUUGUAAAAAAUGUCCAACUCUCCGGUGCUGAAUCCAGAAAUCCCAUAUGUGGGGAAAGUGGAAGGAGGUUUAAGGGCAGGUUCUCUGGUGACGAUACAAGGCCAAGUGCCACCUCAUGCUGUGCGAUUUGCUAUCAACUAUCAGCUGGGACCGACGUUAAAUCCAAGAGACGACAUAGCCAUUCAUGUGUCGCCGCGUUUCCCUGAAGGUUUUAUCACCAGAAAUAGCAUAGAAUCAAUGGCAUGGGGCGCAGAAGAGAACUUUGGUCCAAUGUGGAUUCAUCUGGGUGAAAAAUUUGAAAUCAAGAUCCUGUGUGAUUAUCACUGUUACAAGAUUGCUAUAAAUGGCAGACACUUUGCGGAAUUUGCUCAUCGAUUACCAUUCAUAAAAGUUACUCAUCUGGUUAUUGAUGGUGAUGUUGAGAUACACUCUAUCACUUAUGAGCACAUAUCGGUUGAUCCAUCAAAAGGCUCUGCCACAGCUCCAGAGGAUGUACCUGCUAAUUUUGGGCCACCACCACCUGGAGGAUUGUAUCCAACAAUUCAACAGGGUGGAUAUGGACCGUCUCCUCCUCCAACUGGUUAUGGACCUCCUCCACCAACUGGUUAUGGACCUCCUCCACCAACUGGUUAUGGUCCUCCACCUGAUGCCUAUGGUGGUCCUUAUGGUUACAAUCCAUCUAGAGGUUAUGGUCAGGAGAAGCCGGAAGAAGAAGGUGUCUUUGGAGAUUGUCUAGACAAAGUUGGAUUAGCGAUAGGUGGAUUAGUGGCGGCUGGAGGAGUGGCUGCGGCCAUGCACGCGAUGAAUAAGAAGAAGGAAGAAGGCGAGGAAAAGGAUCACGAGAAAUCAGACGCUUCCAAGUCGAAGACGGAAAGCGAAGGCGGUUUUGGGAAUUUAGCUGGCUCCCUCGGGAUGGCUUUAGCUAGCAGUCUGGCGAGCAACGCCUUGCAAGGCAACACACACGCUCAGCAAGGCUAUCCUGCCCCGCAGCAAUCGGGCGGUGGAAUGUUGGGCUCUAUUCUUGGAGCCUUAGGUAGCGGAGGACAUCAACAACCCGCCUCAAAUCAACCAGCCGGUGAUGGCCUGAGCGGAACGUUAGGAUCUUUGUUUGGUGGUGUUCUCGGUGGUGGCGGAAGUCAUCAGCAACCAGCGUAUCAACCAUCGGGAGGAUACGGCGGCUAUCAACCGUCCGGUGGCUAUCCGGCAUCUGGUGGUCAGAGUUCUGCCGGGUCGGAUCUUCUAUCGGGAAUAGGAUCUGCCUUGUUCAGUUCAGCCAUGGACGGCCUAAGCAAACGUGGAAAAGAUAAACCUCACGAGGAAUAUCGUCCCGGACCACCUCCUCCGAGCUACGAGCCUCCUCCGCCAGCACCUUCGGUGCCAAAACCAGCUCCGCGUCCGGAAACUCCGCCGUCUUCGGGCGGGCGCAAAUUAACAGCAGAUGAAAUUUCGAAGGGACUUGGAUUGGAUGAUUAAACGCGCUUACAGGGCGCGGAAAGGAAUUUUAGCUUUACACGCACAUAGUAUGACGAUCUUAUGCUCUCUUGUUGCUUGAAAACAUAAUCUAUAUGUACUAUCACGUAUCCCAAUCAUUGAAAUAUGUUACGUGAUAUACUUGUUCGUUUCCUGAACCAGGACAUUUUGCAUCAUACUGGCAGCUAUAUAAGAUAUAGAGAUGCGAAUGAGUAUUUCUCGAUUUAUUAUACAAUAGAUAGAAAUAUAUAUAUAUAUAUA